Messenger RNA from Acanthochromis polyacanthus (spiny chromis), 2193 nucleotides. It is a transcript of the gene tlx2, whose product is annotated as T cell leukemia homeobox 2. Gene Ontology annotation, biological process: regulation of transcription by RNA polymerase II; animal organ development. The record is from RefSeq and is a predicted model, not a curated record. The transcript is spliced from 5 exons. Bases 658 to 1812 code for a protein of 384 amino acids. NCBI's taxonomy places the organism in Eukaryota, Metazoa, Chordata, Actinopteri, Pomacentridae. Gene Ontology annotation, cellular component: nucleus. Gene Ontology annotation, molecular function: DNA-binding transcription factor activity, RNA polymerase II-specific; RNA polymerase II cis-regulatory region sequence-specific DNA binding.
GCAGAGGGCUGUCUCACCUGCUGAAACGCACUUGACCAUUCAGCACAACAGAGCCAUCUCGCGCUCUCACCUCCAAUUAAUAUCCACGCCUGCGAGGUCAGCGCUUCGUUUUCGCUUCUUCGGGUUUGUUUUGCUUUACCUCCUGCUUCCUUCUGAUGCGACGAGCCUGGUUAUCCUACCGUGCCCCCUGCGUAUGGAUCGUCUCUGCCCGAGUAGGCGAACAAAGCGCAUCAAGUCUCUCCAGAGAGCUGCCUCCCCCCAAAAUCAGGGAUUUUUGUCUGUAAGUAGGCUGCUCAGGAUAACCAUUUGGCAUCGUCGCUUGUUUUUGCUGUUGUUAGGCUGCCCUGUGUGUAAUUCACUUGGAAAGAACGCGCUGUUAAAGAUGGAUACGCUUUUUCUUAGCCCGACGGAUAGGCAUUUAAUUUAGGGAACAUCCGAUCCCACUGUUGGACAAAAAUAAUGGCAAGAUUUUGGAUAGCGCCGGACACGUUAUUGGUUUCCUGGGAGUAGAACAGGCCUGUGUCGAUGCUCGAAAACAAACAAAACAGCUCAGCGUACAUACAGACAUUUUAUUUCCCAAGACGUGAAUUACUAUAUGUCCAAAAUCCAUCCGUGCACUGAUCAAAUAUACUGACGAGCACAUCACCGACAGCAACUAUGGAGCACACCGGGAUCGAGGAGGUGAACCAGACGCACCAGCAGCAGCAUGAGCCCAUCAGCUUCGGCAUCGACCAGAUCCUCAACAGCUCAGAUCAGUCCAGCGGCUGCAUGCUGCCCAACCGGACCGGCGACCCGGAUUACGCGCUGGCCCCCAACGUCUACAGCAACGGCUACAACAGCGUCUACAACCCGGCCUGCUCCAUGGCGGCGGGUCUGGCCGGCUCCUACAACGUCAACAUGAACAUGAACGUCAGUAUGAACAUGAAUAUGAACGUUAACGUGAACUCCGGAGGCGCGGGUGGGGUGAUUCGGGUGCCGGCGCACAGACCCAUGCCUCCUCCGCCGCCGCCGCCCGCCGCCGCCGCGCCUCAUCCGCCCCCUUCCACGCAUCCGCCGGGCAUCGGACCCGGCAUCCCCUCGGUGCCUGGGAUGGGGAUGGGGAACGCAGCGAACUUCACCUUUCCGUGGAUGGAGAGCAGUAGGAGGUUUGCCAAGGACAGAUUAACAGGGGAGCAGGCAGAGGAGAGCCGAGCCGGAGAGGCCACAGGGGGCCCGGGGGCCGCCGGGUCCCUCUGUCCUCUCCCCAAGGGAGACAUCGGCAGGGUCCCUGUCUGGAGCACGGUGGAGACAUUAGCCAAAUGCUAUUACCCCGAGCUUGCUCACCUGCGAGACGGCAAUGGCCUUCUAGCAGACUAUCCGUUCCCAAAGGGGGCUUGCCCAGCUGCCCUCUCGCCCUUCUCCGUGACCCGUCGUAUCGGCCACCCGUACCAAAACCGGACGCCGCCAAAGAGGAAAAAGCCUCGCACCUCCUUCAGCCGUGUGCAGAUCUGCGAGCUGGAGAAACGUUUUCACCGGCAGAAGUACCUGGCAUCGGCUGAGCGUGCCACGUUGGCCAAAGCUCUGAAGAUGACGGAUGCACAAGUUAAGACCUGGUUUCAGAACAGACGGACAAAAUGGCGGAGACAGACUGCAGAGGAGAGAGAGGCUGAGAGGCAGCAGGCCAACCGGCUGAUGCUGCAGCUUCAGCAGGAAGCUUUCCAGAAGACGUUGAGCCAGCCGCUGCAGCCGGACCCGCUCUGCCUGCACAACUCCUCCCUCUACGCCCUGCAGAACCUGCAGCCCUGGGCAGAAGACAAUAAGCUGUCGGUCUAAAAGAGAGGAGGGCACUUUAUCCCUAAGUGCCAGGAAACAAAUGGACACCUCUGUACAUGCCCAACUAUCAAGACUGUCCUCACUUUUGCCUCUGGAUCCCCCACACGGCAGCAGAGACUCUCUGCCGAUAAUGGCAAAAAAAAGACCUCCUGUUUUUCGCUUUUGACUUUGUACAAUGUAGUAAAUGCAUGUUUCAACCCUUUUCUGUGUGCACUCGGAAGUACCGCUGAAGUCAGCCGCUGUCGAGGUGGACCUCCUCCCCAGCCGCAGUGUUCAAGUGGUAGUGGAUUGGUGAAAGUCCUGAUCACGGAUUCCUCAUUAUGUUGAAUUGAAAGGUGUUUUAUAUUAAAUGAUAUUGUGACUUUUUGAAAAGAUGACAAA